This is a messenger RNA of Triticum aestivum (bread wheat), 1355 nucleotides long. RefSeq lists its product as uncharacterized. The coding region runs from base 408 to 1325 and encodes 305 amino acids. The transcript is spliced from 3 exons. Lineage: Eukaryota; Viridiplantae; Streptophyta; Magnoliopsida; Poales; Poaceae. The record is from RefSeq and is a predicted model, not a curated record.
CAUCGUCUCGCUCCUCCCCACCAGGGAAGGCGCGCGCACGCAGAUCCUCUCCUCCCGGUGGCGCCACCUCUGGCGCUCCGCCCCUCUCAACCUCGACUACCGUCCAUUCUUAUUCCACGCGGAGGGCCUCGACGCCAUUGUGUCUCGCAUCCUCACCUCACACCGAGGCCCCGGCCGCCGCUUCUGCGCGCCCGUCUACCACCUCCCCGUCGACCGAGCCGACGCCUGGCUCAGAUCCCCCCGCCCUCGACAACCUCCACGAGCUUGAGCUCUGCAGCUUCAACUACAAGUACAGCUUACCGUAUCCACGGGGAAUACCGCAGCCGGCGCCGCUGCCUGCAGCUGCCUUCCGCUUCUUUGACACCCUCGGCGUUGCCACCAUCGGAGAGUGCCACAUCCCUGACAGCAUGGCCCAGGCGCUUUUCUUCCCUAAGCUUAACAAGCUCGGGCUUGAAAAUGUCACCAUAUCCGAAUCCUCACUACAAACCAUGAUUGAUGGUUGCCCCGCUCUAGAGUGCUUGCUGAUUCGCCGCUGCUCUGGCUUCCGUUGUGUCCGAAUCAACUCCAUCAGCCUUAGAGGCAUAGGUGUGGAAGCUUAUCGGGGAGAGCUCAUCAUAUUAGAGGAAGUCAUCAUCGAGAAUGCCCCUUGUCUUGAAAGGUUGCUCCUAUUUGGCUCAGCUGAAUCCCGACAUAUAUCGGUAAUCUCCGCACCUAAAUUGGAGACCCUAGGCUGCCUAUCUUCCCAUUUAUCUGAUUUUUGUCAACAUGAUUUUAGUACCACACUCACGCUAUACUCGACAGUUAUUCAGGGAUUGCGUGUUGAUAGCUUGACGAAGACGGUGCGCACUGUCAAGAUUUUAUCUGUUCGUAUGAUUGCUCUUAGUUUGGAUGUUGUUAUUGACUUGAUGAGAUGCUUUCCUUGCUUGGAAAGGCUGUACGUUGAGUCAAUUCAGCCAGGGAAAAAGAAUUUGUGGCGCCGUAAACACCAGAAUCUAAUAAGAUCUCUUGACAUCCGUCUGAAGACAAUUGACUGGCGAUAUUAUGUGGGCACCAAGUCAGAUGUUGACUUUGCCACAUUCUUUUUACUAAACGCGAGAGUGCUAGAGUUAAUGACUCUUCAGGUUUAUCAUAGUAAUUUCAAAGAGGAGUUUUUUACACGGCAACGUGAGAAGCUUCAACUGGAUAAGAAGGCCUCAGGAGGUGCUCGGCUUCAUUUUACAACGGAUAAUUUUCAUGGCAGUUUUACGGAUUUCUGUGUCCGUGAUUUGGAUCUAGCUGAUCCCUUUGAAAGGAGUUAUCCGUACCAAUUUCAUACUUUGUCCUAAAAAAGUUUAGUUCUCAUGUUUGUAAUUUGU